AUGAGGUCAAAGGGCAUUGAACGUUUUAAUCUCCGUGCUGAGUUACUUGCGUUGAGUAAUUGUAAAUCCUAUUUCGCUAACGAAUUGAACGAUUUUGAGCAUACGAAAAUCAAAUUUUCAAAGCUAUGUCAACUUCACGAUGGUAUUUGCAGUCUAGCUCAAGAGUUAAGUGAACUAUGGUGCUAUCCAAUGUUAAUACUUAUGGCCUAUGGUUUCUCAACAUCAACCGCUUUAUUGUAUUUUUAUUACUGUGCAAGCGAAAGCCAGCUAAUACCAACCUUCUUUCGGGUUGCCAAAGAUCCAGUGAUCACAGUGAUUUACUUGAUUUAUAUUGCUGGAAAAUGUGUGUCUAUUAUGUAUCUAAGCUGGAAAACAUCUCUGGAGUCCAAACGCACCGGCAUAUGCCUGCACAGAUGUGCUGUGGUGGUGGACAAAAACGAAAUGUAUGAAAUUGUUAAUCAUUUGUCAUUGAAGCUUUUGAACCAUGCAGUCGACUUUUCUGCCUGUGGUUUUUUUACGCUGAAUAUGCGAACUCUAUACGCAAUAAUCGGUGGUAUAAGCAGUUAUCUGGUAAUACUCAUUCAAUUCAACAUUGCUGGAGAGCAAAUCAAGAAACCCUAUAUAUCACCUGUGCCUAAGGAAUUCUUUGGAUUUGAAAACGUCACCUAUCCAGCCGAUUAAGUGCGA
Molecule: messenger RNA, 687 nt
Organism: Teleopsis dalmanni
Lineage: Eukaryota; Metazoa; Arthropoda; Insecta; Diptera; Diopsidae
Product: gustatory receptor for bitter taste 66a-like
Exons: 5
Coding region: 1-681 (226 amino acids)
Biological process (GO): sensory perception of taste
Cellular component (GO): membrane; axon; neuronal cell body
Source: RefSeq, a predicted model, not a curated record